AUGGCCCGAGUCCACUGCGCUGGUGCGCGAUCUACCGCCACGUCUUUUAUGCAGCUUGCACGACGAAGCUAUACAACCGCCUCUGCUCAACCCUCGGCACCGCUUGAGUUUCUUGUCCCGAGAUGCACGCCACCAACUGGACUGCAAGCCCCUAGGUCCUUUGUCAAUCGAUACAUUACACACGAGCAUUCGAGACAACUAUGGGGAUAUGCGUUACGGGAGAGUGCGACCCGACAUUUCUCAACAUCGGCUAUACGACAAAAGACACGAGCGAUACUAAAUCCCCAACAAGACGAGGAUGGCAACGAGAUGAUGCUAGAAAUCACGGACCGAGCUGCCAAGCGCCUUAACAAGAUCAUGGAAAAAGACGGAAACCCGAACCUCGCCUUGAGAAUUCAAGUGGAGAGUGGUGGCUGUCAUGGCUUCCAAUAUCUUAUGAGUCUCGUCACCUUACCAGCAAAAGACGCCGCCGAAUGGUCCUCCAUUGUUAACGAAGACGAUACGAUCUUCCAAUACAUCCCCGAUGACGCUGACCCAGCUGUUGCUUCGGAGGAAGGUCCGAAGAUUAUACUCGAUGAGCCAUCCCUUGACCUUCUCAAGGGCAGCAAAGUCGACUUCACGAUGGAGUUGAUCGGCUCGCAGUUCAAGAUUACUGAUAACCCGCUUGCUACUAGCAGCUGCGGUUGUGGUACAAGCUUCGAUAUCAAGAUGUAG
Molecule: messenger RNA, 714 nt
Organism: Fusarium coffeatum
Lineage: Eukaryota; Fungi; Ascomycota; Sordariomycetes; Hypocreales; Nectriaceae
Exons: 2
Coding region: 1-714 (237 amino acids)
Biological process (GO): iron-sulfur cluster assembly
Cellular component (GO): mitochondrion
Molecular function (GO): 4 iron, 4 sulfur cluster binding; 2 iron, 2 sulfur cluster binding; iron ion binding
Source: RefSeq, a predicted model, not a curated record